UAUAAAUACUAGCCUUCUUGUAACGUUGAAUUCAUCAGCUUUUUUCAUUUUACACACAAAUAUUCAUCAAUAUAAUACAUAUUAACUGAUACCAAAAAAUAUGAAUUUCUCUUUGCUUUCUACGAUGCUACUAGCAUUAGCAUUGUCUUCUGUUUCCUCGUUUUAUGUUGUUCAUGCUCAAAAUUCAUCAUUUUCAGCACUCUUCGCUUUUGGAGAUUCGAUACUCGAUACGGGCAAUAACAACUUACUCCCGACUCUCUCGAAAUGCAAUUUCUUUCCCUAUGGAAGAAAUUUUAUAGGCGGCAGACCAACCGGAAGAUUCGGAAAUGGAAGAGUUUUUUCCGAUAUUAUUGCCGAGGGUUUGGGCAUAAAACCUAUCUUACCAGCUUACCGCGAUCCGAGCCUUUCGAACAAUGAUCUUCCGACCGGUGUUUGUUUCGCAUCCGGUGGAUCUGGACUCGAUGACCGCACACCAAGAAUAACAGCAGUUUUAUCGAUUCAAGAUCAGCUGAAUGAUUUCAAAGACUAUACCGCUAAACUUAACGGCGUUGUAGGAAGCCAAGCAAACGCAGUUAUAUCAAACGCUGUUUUCUUAAUAUCAGCUGGAAAUAACGAUCUUGCCAUCGCCUUCCCGACUAGGAUGGGACAAUACACUGUUUUUUCUUACACUGAUCUCCUGAUCACGUAUACUCAGAAUCUUGUUAAGAGUCUAUAUGAUAUGGGUGCAAGAAAGUUUGCGAUUAUGGGAACGCUACCACUGGGUUGUUUGCCCGGAGCAACAAACACUUUUGGGAAUGUUUUAAAAAUGUGUCAAGUCCCUGCAAAUCAAUUGGCUACAAUGUUCAACCAAAAAUUAUCUGCGUUGGUUGACAAUAUUGGGACACAAUUUGCUGGUGCGAAAUUUGCUUACGUAGACAUGUAUAAUCCUCUUCUUAAUAUCAUCAACAAUCCUAUGGCUUCAGGGUUUAUUGAUGCGAGGGAUGGAUGUUGUUGUACGCCGACGUCGAUUGUUCCGUGCUUGGAUGCAUCUCGUUACGUCUUUUGGGACAUUGCGCACCCGACCGAGAGGUCAUAUCUAACGAUUGCACCAAGUAUUGUAGCAGACCUCAAGCCGAAACUCGCAUGAUCAAUUUCUACCUGUUUUGUUUUCUUUUUUUCCUUCAUUAAACUUUGCUAUAAUGUUGUUCUGUUUCCAGAAAUAAGUUGUGACAAAAUAAAAUCUAGUGUUUGUUUCUCUUCA
Molecule: messenger RNA, 1240 nt
Organism: Thlaspi arvense
Lineage: Eukaryota; Viridiplantae; Streptophyta; Magnoliopsida; Brassicales; Brassicaceae
Source: the annotation of a GenBank genome assembly